AUGGGGACCUGGAUUUUGUUUGCCUGCCUCCUGGGAGCAGCCUUCUCUAUGCCCCUACCACCUCAUCCUGGGCACCCUGGUUAUAUCAACUUCAGCUAUGAGAGCUCAUAUUUUCAGGUUGUCCGUAUUGACGGGACUGCAUCAGUGCUUACCCCUCUGAAGUGGUACCAGAACAUAAUAAGACACCCGUACCCGUCCUACGCUUACGAACCCAUGGCUGGCUGGCCGCACCACCAAAUCAUCCCCGUGGUAUCCCAGCAGGCUGCUCUGCAGCCUCAUCACCACUUCCCCGUGGUGCCAGCCCAGCAGCCCGCGGUCCCCCAGCAUACCAUGAUGCCACUUCCUGGCCAGCACUCCAUGACUCCAAGCCAACCCCACCAGCCACACCUCCCUGUGCCCGCCCAGCAGCCCAUCCAGCCGCAGCCUCACCCGCCCCUGCUGUCCCAGCCGCCUCUGCCUCCGAUGUUCCCCAUGCAGCCCCUGCCCCCCAUGCUUCCUGACCUGCCUCUGGAGGCUUGGCCCGCAACAGACAAGACCAAGCGGGAGGAAGUGGAUUAA
This is a messenger RNA of Mesoplodon densirostris (Blainville's beaked whale), 558 nucleotides long. It is a transcript of the gene AMELX, whose product is annotated as amelogenin X-linked. Bases 1 to 558 code for a protein of 185 amino acids. The transcript has 6 exons. NCBI's taxonomy places the organism in Eukaryota, Metazoa, Chordata, Mammalia, Artiodactyla, Ziphiidae. The record is from RefSeq and is a predicted model, not a curated record. Gene Ontology annotation, biological process: multicellular organism development.